CUACAGCAUGAGCCCCGCGUGGAACAUGUUUGCGAGGUAUCCCCGAAGGAAGAUCCAUUGAUGAGAACGAUACCCGGGAGCUCCGCUUGGUCCAGGAUACGUCGUUGGUUUCUCGGAACACGGAUAACGUCGCCACUGCACCCGUUCACGCGAUGGUGCCUGAAGAGUACUCGGGCGAUUGAUUACGAGAUCAGUCAUCAUCUCAAGUCCCAUCCUUACAUGAUCCAUCCCUUCAGUUCCUUCAGAAUAUUUUGGGAGUCUAUCAUGACGCUGUUCAUCAUAGUUGUUCUGCUCAUCACACCGGUUUUCCUCACAUUUUAUUUUGACGAAUGCGCGAAAUGGUAUAUGUACAAUCACGCGAUCGACGCCAUGCUCAUGUGCGACAUAAUAAUCAGGUUUUUCACCGGUCACUACGAUUCUCGUACGCAACUGGUGAUUCUGGAUCCGAGGGUUGUAGCGAGCAAGUAUCUACGAGGUUUCUUCAUCGUGGACGCGUUAUCCGUACUACCGUUGGAAUUUAUCGUCGUGCUCACCGACUCGAUGUGGUACCUGACCUCAUUGAACUUGCUGAAAAUACUGAGGAUACGAACCGUCAUCGUUUACUCGCGCAAACUCUAUCAUGUAUACCGAAUUAAUUUUCACCUGUACAAAAUAGCGGAGAUAGGCGUCAUCAUCGUCGUGGGCGUGCAUUGGGCCGCCUGUAUAGAGUAUUAUCUACCAUUGGUGGUUGACAAGAUAGCCGGACAGAAAGAUCCAUCUUGGAUACGAUCACCUUACAUGGAGAAGAGGGAAACGAAAUACAAAAUUUACCUGACUUGCAUUAAUCGAGCUAUCAUCGCCCUAAUUGGAGCUGCGCAAUAUUUGGAUGUCAGUGCACCAGAAGACAUUAUAUACAAUCUAAUCUUGUCUAUCUUCGGAUUUCUCGGAUUCGUGUAUCUACUGGCGCGAAUCUUGCAAUUGAUGACGACGUUUCAUUCGACCGACAAGAGACAUUUGAAAUUAAUCCAGCAGCUGCAACAAUACAUGACGUACAAAGAAUUACCGCAUUCUUUGCAGCGACGAUUGCUGAUCUACUAUAAUUACCGCAACAAAAAGGGAUUCGAGAGGGAUAAGAUAAUCAUCAAUCACGUAUCGCCUUACUUGCGAGAGAAGCUUCUUCUGCAUAGCUAUCUACGAUUGCUGAAUAACGUGAGGCUAUUUGGACACUUGCCGCAGUUAGUGGUGACGCAAUUGAUUAGUUCCGUGUGCUCCGAGAUUUUCAUGCCGAACGACGCGUUGGUCAGAGCCGGGACACGCGGUGACGCCUUGUACUUUAUUGCUUCCGGCACCGUGGCUGUCUACAACAACGUUGGGAAGGAGAUCUACCACAUGGAGGACGGCGCGUACUUUGGCGAAUUGGCCCUAGUGAUCGAGGACGAGCAUUGGAUCGCCAGCGUCGUCGCCGUCGAGAACUGCGAGGUCUAUAUCCUGUCACGCUCCGAUUUUCAACACACUUUGGCGCCCUAUCCCGAUCUCUUGGCCCAUCUCCAGAACGUCGCUCUCGCGCGGCUGGAGCAGACGCCGCUGCUCAAGAAGGUCCACGAGGCGGAUGCGUCGCCGUCGUUCGGAAACGUCAACAUCAGCAGCAUAAAGGCCAAGAAGAGGGACGGUAUGGCGAGAUUCGACGAAUAAGAUAAGUUUUCUGUUUAUACUCAU
Formica exsecta is the source of this 1695-nucleotide messenger RNA. RefSeq names its product potassium/sodium hyperpolarization-activated cyclic nucleotide-gated channel 2-like. The record is from RefSeq and is a predicted model, not a curated record. NCBI's taxonomy places the organism in Eukaryota, Metazoa, Arthropoda, Insecta, Hymenoptera, Formicidae. The transcript has 8 exons. The annotation marks the transcript as partial.